AAAUGGCACUAUUGAAAUUCUCUAUAUAAGGCACCGGCGUGAGAGCAAGAACGUCACAUGUUGGUUUCAUCAAAUAGAAUAAGAAACGUAAAAGAUAGUAUUAAAGACUAUAUAUCUUAUUACUUUAUACAGUGCUUGCAUUAUGGCUUCUAGUCCUGGGAUCCUUUCCGAGUGGCCUUGGAAGCCUCUUGGGAACUUCAAGUAUUUGAUAUUGGCACCAUGGGUGAUUAGGAGUACUUAUGUAUUUGUAACGAAGGAGGAUCCAAGAGAGAGAGACUUGUCAUCUUUUCUGGUUUUCCCAUAUCUGUUGCUAAGAAUGUUUCACAACCAGAUUUGGAUCUCUCUUUCUCGUUACAGAUCAGGUAAAGGUAACAACCGAAUCAUAGACAAGAGUCUAGAGUUUGAGCAAGUCGACAGAGAAAGAAAUUGGGAUGACCAAAUAUUAUUCACUGGAUUAUCGUUCUAUUUGGCAACCCAUAUAUUUUCAAAUUGUACGAACGUACCUAUAUGGAGAACAGAUGGAGUUAUCAUGACGGUUCUGCUUCAUGUCUUUGUUGUGGAAUUUCUAUACUAUUGGCUACACAGAGCUCUUCAUCACCACUAUCUCUACUCUCGUUAUCAUUCACAUCACCAUUCCUCCAUUGUCACUGAGCCCAUUACUUCUGUGAUUCAUCCAUUUGUGGAGUUCUUGACAUAUUUCAUUCUAUUUUCAAUCCCACUAUUGACAACAAUAUUAACGGACACUAUCUCUCAAGCUACGGCAUAUGGUUACAUCUUGUAUAUUGACUUCAUGAAUAAUUUGGGUCACUGCAACUUCGAGCUCAUUCCCAAGUGGUUCUUCCAUGUCUUCCCCCCUCUCAAGUACCUUACAUACACCCCCUCGUUUCACUCAUUGCACCACACUCAAUUUCGAACAAAUUAUAGCUUGUUCAUGCCAAUGUAUGAUUACAUCUAUGGAACAGUAGACAAAUCUUCUGAAGCCUUAUAUGAAAUGUCACUAAAAAGAAAGGAGGAAUUGCCAAAUGUGGUGCAUCUAACACAUAUGACCACACCAGAGACUAUAUACCAUAUGCGGAUAGGGUUUGCAGCAUUGGCCUCUAGGCCUCAAACUGAGUACUCUUCCUCAAAAUGGUACCUUUGGUUAAUGUGGCCUUUCACUCUAUGGUCUACCAUAAUGACUGGGAUUUAUGGCCAUACUUUUGUGGCUGAGACCCACCGUUUUCAUAACCACACAUUGCAAACUUGGGUUGUACCAAAGUUCAAGAUACAAUACUUUCUACAACGGCAAAAAUCAUCUAUCAACAAUUUGAUUGAGAAAGCCAUACUUGACGCUGAGGAUAAGGGUGUGAAAGUAUUGAGCCUUGGUCUCUUGAAUCAGAAGGAAGAUUUGAAUGCAUAUGGUGAGGUGUACGUGAGAAGGUACCCUGAGUUAAGGGUGAAAGUUGUAGAUGGAAGUAGCCUAGCAGUGGCUAUAAUACUAAACUCCAUACCAAAAGAAACAACCCAAGUCUUGUUGACCGGAAAUUUUACUAAAGUUGCCUAUGCCAUUGCUUUAGCUCUAUGCCAGAAGGGUAUCCAGGUGGCUACAUCAAAAGAGGAUGAGUACAAGAAAGUGGAGGAAACAUUAAUGAUCAAUAACUCCAAUUCAAGUACCAUUAAUAAUUGUUUGGUGGUCUCCAAAAGUUAUUCUGAAAAGAUUUGGUUAGUGGGGGAUGAAGUGAGCAAAGAAGAACAAGUAAAAGCUCCAAAAGGAACAAUAUUCAUUCCCUAUUCUCAAUUCCCACCUCAUCCAUUUCGCAAAGACUGCAUUUACCACUACACACCAGCAAUGCACACUCCUACAUCUGUGGAGAAUCUCCACUCUUGUGAGAAUUGGUUGCCGAGAAGGGUGAUGAGUGCAUGGCGCAUAGCAGGAAUAGUACAUGGCUUAGAAGGCUGGAAUGAGCAUGAGUGUGGCUUUCAGACUAAAAACACAAAUAUUCACAAAGUUUGGGAAGCCACUCUUCGUCAUGGAUUUCAGCCACUACCAAUAUUAGCCUCCUCCCAUUUCAAAUUUUAAGAUAUUUUAUACCUUAUAUUUGUAAGCGUAUCAAGAAAGACUAGAUUCUAAUUAAUAUGGAACUUUUAUAUGCAAGUUUUAUGUAAUAUUUAUUGGUAGUACUGUAGUUGAAAUUUUAUAUAUAUAUCCAUAUAUGGCAUGAGACUAAUAUAAUUUUAGGGUUUGUUUGAAAA
Cannabis sativa is the source of this 2232-nucleotide messenger RNA. Its product is annotated as very-long-chain aldehyde decarbonylase CER1-like. Bases 143 to 2059 code for a protein of 638 amino acids. Gene Ontology annotation, molecular function: iron ion binding; oxidoreductase activity. Lineage: Eukaryota; Viridiplantae; Streptophyta; Magnoliopsida; Rosales; Cannabaceae. Gene Ontology annotation, biological process: lipid biosynthetic process. The record is from RefSeq and is a predicted model, not a curated record. The transcript has 10 exons.